GUCACGUGACUUUUGGUUGGGAGCCACCAUUUUGGCAGUCAACAUGACCACCGGUGCCAGUGUUUUCUUACCGAGCGAGUAUACUUCUCAUUUUAAUUCAAGUGAAAUUCGGCUUUAUAGUACAAAAUUAGAGAGAUUAAAUAUAAGCGACCCAUAUAAUUCACCCGGUGUGCUUUUCAAGAGCAUAACCUCCUGCUCUGAAGACGAUGUACCCGACUUGCGCUACGCAGACAUCCACAGCUAUCUUGUAAGCUUUCCAUCAGUGUACUCAGGAGACUCCCUCAGAGCGUACAAAAGCUUGGAGGCUUACAAAUGGUGUCAGUCCGGCUUCGUAAACAACAUUCAACUGUGGAGUCUUACAUCCAAAAACUUCGGCAUCAUCACUGCAAGGGUUAAUCACUCCCAAAGGCUUAAUGAAAGUCAACUAAAGCCAUGGGUGGUGGUGAGGAACGACGGUGUUGUGCUGGGAGCCCACUGCAACUGCACAGCGGGACUCGGGGAGAGCUGCUCUCAUGUGUCAGCUGUUCUCUUCAGUCUGUGGGGAAAAAACAACGCAAGGCACGAGGAGAUCAGCUGCACAUCCAAAAAAUGCAAGUGGGCCUCUCCCAGUGAGGAUGCUGCGAAGAAUGUGGAGUACCUGCAGGGCAAGGACAUCAUAUUCAACCAUACUCAACAAAAUAAAAAGGGGAAUUCCACCAAGGGUACCUCUGCGCCCCCAUCUUUCCCACCCCUGACUGCUGCUGAGCAAACACAGUUCUACCAAAAUCUCUCACAGUGCCGGACUCAAGAUGGGAAGUACUGCAGACCUGCAGUCCUGUCAGUUGUUCGCGGGUACGCCACAUCCUAUGUACCCAAGGCUGUCAAGCUAGAUUUACCUGAACCCCUUACCAGUCUGUAUGACAAGAAGGCAAGAGACCUGAACCUGGCUGAAUUACAAGAGCGUGCAGAAGGAAUAUUUGAGGACUUGACUGUCACUGAAGAACAGGUACAUAACAUAUUCUGUUUACUAAUGACUGAAAUCUAAGAUCUACCAUGUUAUGUGCACGUGUACUGUGUGUGCGCUAUCUUGCAAUGUAAAUGAGAAACUGUUUGGAUUGCCAUGUUUUCAGAGUGAUAUUGUAGAGGAGGAGACCCAAGCACAGUCCAAGUCCAGAAUUUGGUUUGAUCAAAGGAGUGGUAGGGUGACAGGAUCUACCUUCAGAGCAGCAACAAGAACAGACCUCAGAAAGCCAGCCGUGUCUCUCAUAAGACAGAUAUGUGACCCAAAGUCCCAUGUUUUCAGCAGUGAGGCUACCAGGUAUUCAUGGGCAGAGAAUUCCAGCCAAUGUCAACAUGCAGUUGAACAUCCUAACAUACUCCAAAUAGCAUCCCAAAAGUUUCUGCCUUGUUGUAAGGUGUCAGCUGAUGUUCAUCAUCCCAAAAGUAAUGGGCAUAUGCAUUUGAUUACUUAUUGUAUGAAACAUUGUGACAUGUGCAUCAGCAGACACCUUACAAUACAGCUGUAUCAUGUGGGAUGAUAUAUGCCACAUCUUCAGGAAGGUACUGACAAGUCAAGGGUAGUGUGUGUGAGCAUUACAACUGCAUGUUGAAAUCAGCUGGAAUUUCCCUGUAAACUAAAAUAGGGUGUGCAGUGUGUAAUCUCUUCUAUGUAUGUGUUAACUUACUUACGUACAACAUAUGGUGUACAAGAAAAUUAGUGUGAGGUGAAUGAACAGAGAGGGUAAAUGCAGUAAGUACUAGGCUAUUCUUUAAAAAGAAGUGUAAAACAAUUUUAUCAAGAUAAGUAACAUCAUUUUCUUUCUCUAUGUCUGUGAAAGUUAUUGGCACAGUGCUUUGUAAGAUAGUAUAUUUCUGACGAAGUACUCCUAUGACUCUUUCGAUGUGAAUCCUUAAAGAGGCUAGAGAUCUUGUAUUCUCUAUGUCAGCAGGAUCUAACUGUGUUUUUCCACGAGUAAAUGCUGGAAUUUUUAAUUCAGCCUGACACCUUUCAACAGACUCUUUCACCAGAAACCCCCUGUCUGCCAAAACAACAUCCCCUGGGAGAAUAUUAGGUAAAAAAGUACUGUGUUCUGUAAUGAACUUAUCACUGGUGCGACCUCCCCAUCCAGUAGAAAUGAAACAAAUUGAACCUUGAGGGCAAAUGGCAAUUAAAUAUUUCAUGGUGUGAUGUGAUUUGUAUCUUGAGUAACACUGCGCACUGGGUCGCAAUCUACUUGGUUUCUCUAGAAAUAUUUCAAAGCAAUCAAUGAUACAAACAGUCUUCUCGUAGUCACCAUUUCUAAAUACAUAUGGAAGAGAUGUUCUUAAAGAUUCUCUUUCAGGCCACACCACUAGGCUUGGCACCAGUCUACAAUACAUCAAAUUAACACAGUUUUUGAAGUGCCUGGAGACAGUAGUUGGGUCGAUGCCAAAAUAAAAACCCAAAAAGUCAAAUGUUAAGUUCAUUCGAAGCUUCAUCAAAGUCAACAUGUAUUGUUGAAAACAUGUUAUUGAUGAUUUAACUUUGAGAAAUGGAGCCAGAUAUUGAAAAAUGGUCAUGAGACAUGCAUAGGUUGCCAGCCCAGUGAGGACAUUCACCUUUUUAUCAUUGUUAUUUAAACUAAUCUCUGUCAGGGUCUUCCUAUUAAUCUUUUCCCUUAACAACACAUUUUCAGCCCUUAGAGCUUGGCAUUCUUGCUCAAGACUCUGGAUGCGGGUACAGCAGGUUUCAGAGGUGCAUGGUGGUGUUACUGGUUCAGGCUGGACAGGAUCAUCGGCUGAGUCUUCCAACGGAUCUGUGAUGGGGGGCUCCUUCAAAGGCUCUGUGAUAUGGUCUUCUGGGGCUGCAUCAGUUGAUGUCCUGAUGAAAACACAGAAGCAGCAAAAUAAGCUUUCAUGCAUACAAUACUGAUGGCAGUUUGACAUGUUUACAUGUUUACAGUUUGACAUGUUUAAUGGAAAUCAUAUGAUAUUAGCCUUCAUUAAAUGACUGGUGUGACGUUAUUGUUUAUAACCAUAUCACGGCAGUUAACUAUUUGAAAUAAAAUAAUCUGAAUAACACACCGAUCACAAGUAGACCCAACAUGUAAUCAGACAGGAGUUUGAUCUACCCACCUUUGACGGAUGGCUUCUGCAGAUAUCUUUGCCUGCUCUACUUUGUGCAGUUUAGCCUUCUGCCUUCUGUUAAAAACCUCCAGUCUCGUUUUAUGUCUCCUCUUCUCUGGAGAUGGAAGGUAAUCGAAAAUUGAGGGGAUAAAAUCCGGACUCAACGGAUUAUCACUCUUUCUCCCUACAAAAUAAGAAGGAAUAUUUCAACACGGGUUUGUUUACCACUAGCUUGCUACAAGCUAACUUGCUAACUGGCUAGGCUGCGCCAGAGCCACACUUGUUGAGUUAAAAAGGGACAUCACAGUGUCCGUUAGCUAUAAUAACUGGGUGCUACUUCUUAAAUUAAACUAAUUAAAUUUAAUUAAACUGACCAGAAACUUUUUGUAGCAUUGUACUGUAUUCCUUCACCCACCUGAUAUGAAGUGAUCACUGCAUAAGCGAAAGCCAACGGCCGGGGGGGUCCCAUCUUUCAGUCUUUUUCUGAAGGCUCCUGGCUCUUUUAAUCGCUCCAAUCCACUUCUCCCUCCUCUCCGCGUCUUUAGGAAUGCGAUAAUACGAUACACCUUUCUUUUUCCCACGCCUAUUUGUGCAACCUGGUGCACAGCAGUUAUCCACCAUCCUUGACAGUCUGCCAGUGCCUGUCAAUUUACUGCCGCGAUGACUGCCAAAAUGGCUGCCCCUGUCGUAUCUCGUCACGUGACCAGCAUAUAUGACAUCAUCUGCA
Messenger RNA from Eleginops maclovinus (Patagonian blennie), 3811 nucleotides. RefSeq lists its product as uncharacterized. Bases 44 to 1024 code for a protein of 326 amino acids. Gene Ontology annotation, molecular function: zinc ion binding. The transcript has 2 exons. NCBI's taxonomy places the organism in Eukaryota, Metazoa, Chordata, Actinopteri, Perciformes, Eleginopidae. The record is from RefSeq and is a predicted model, not a curated record.